AUGGCGCCCGUUCUGAACCCAAUUGACUACUACGUUCCCGUCGUGAACCGCGGAAUCACCAUUCGCGCCUCGGCCAUCACCUGCAUGAUUGUCUCCUGGGUGGCCGUGGGUUUGAGAUUAUGGUCGCGCUGGAAGUUGGUACGCGCUCUUGGUUGGGAUGAUCUAUUCGUCAGCAUAGCAGCAGGCUGGGCACUUUUUGGAGCUAUCACUUUGACUAAUGAGAUUCCCCACGGGUUGGGCCUACAUUGGUGGACUAUCGUCACAACGAAUGCCGACGGUAGCUCAAAUUACGACACCUACGAAAAGUAUUUUAUGUGGUUCUACCUUACCAACGUCUCUUACGCUGGCGCCACAACCAGCAUCAAACUAUCCCUACUAUUCCAAUACGUCCGCCUGUUUCCGAGAAACAUCCACCCACGAAUGUUCCGCAUCUUGUGCGCCCUCAUCGCCAUCGUUGCAACAUGGGGAAUCACUUUUCUCUUUCUUAUGAUCUUCGCAUGUCAUCCGGUGGAUAAGUCAUGGAAUUUGACCAAACCGGGAAAAUGCAUCAUGUUCGGCGACUUCCAUCCACAAAACGCAUACGCGGCGUACGCCAGUCACACUUCCUCCAACAUGUUUCUGGACACCGUCAUCCUGAUCACACCCAUACCGCUGUUGUACAAGACAAAGGUCGGCAAGCAGGCGAAGCUCGGCAUGGCUGGACUCUUCACUGCCGGAUCACUCGUCGUCAUUACCGCCUCUCUCCGUCUCUGCUUCGUCGUCAGAAACCGCGCCGGCACCUACCCGACAGUUGACCCGCCGUGGUACGCACCUCCCAUCGUCCUCAUGUCCGUUCUCGAAGUCAACCUGGCCAUCGUCACCGCUUCCAUGCCCAUCUUUUGGCCGUACCUUGCGUCCGCCAUCCGCAUGUCCGGCAUCAAGGUGAUGCAAGAAGUCAUCGUGCACUCGGAGCCGCGCAAGCAACCAUACCAAUUCUCCAACUCAUCCUCCAACGGACCCUCGCCCUCGCCCUAUUACCGCCGCGACGACCCCGAAGACCUCGCCGACCGAGAUGACGCCAGCUUGGCCAAGAACGGAUCGGCCAUCGCCGUCAUCGCGGCGACGCAGCGCCGCAGCGGCGAUUCGUCGGACGUGAGCGAGCGAAGGCUGACACGGGAUUGGUGGGACGUGGCGGUAGCGGAUGGGUUUCAGGAAGAAAGAGAGGCGAAGAGGAAGGAUAGUGCUGGUAAUUCUAUGGCGAGGCCGAGCAGCCAGUAUCGCCGCGAACAUCAUUACACGGCCUCGCUACCGUACGACGGCGACAGGCAUAAGCUAUAUUACGGCGAUCCGACGGUGGCGGAGCUUGUGGUGGGGGAUCUGUUUGGGGGAGAGCCGGCCGCCGAUUCGGCUCGUGGAGGCGCAGGUGGUGGGGGUGUUCCCGUGGGGAUUGGUGGUGGACCGACAGAGGGCUUUAUGGGCGCUACAUUUGAGGAGAGGACAACGGGACAUCAGGCUGCGGCGUGGUUUGAGCCGGAACCGGUGGCGUUGGAGGAUCUGAGAGGAAGAGGGAGGAGCUAG
Messenger RNA from Diplodia corticola, 1557 nucleotides. RefSeq lists its product as uncharacterized. The transcript is spliced from 7 exons. NCBI's taxonomy places the organism in Eukaryota, Fungi, Ascomycota, Dothideomycetes, Botryosphaeriales, Botryosphaeriaceae. Bases 1 to 1557 code for a protein of 518 amino acids. The record is from RefSeq and is a predicted model, not a curated record.